CAUACGAAGCCUGAGCUGUCAGCUGGCCAUCCUCCAGGGCAAUGGCUCUGAGAAGAACUGCUGCCCUGUUAACUGGGUGGAGCAUGAAGGCAGCUGCUAUUGGUUCUCUCGGACUGCGAAGCCCUGGCCCGAGGCUGAGAAGUACUGCCAGCUGGAGAACGGGCACCUGGUGGUGGUCGGCUCCUGGGAGGAGCAGAGAUUUGUCCAGCACCACAUGGGCCCCGUGAACACCUGGAUGGGCCUCACUGACCAAGAUGGGCCCUGGAGAUGGAUAGACGGGUCAGACUACGAGAAGGGCUUCCAGAACUGGAGGCCAGAUCAGCCGGACGACUGGACCGGGCACGGGCUUGGGGGAGGCGAGGACUGUGCCCACCUCACAGAUGAUGGCCGCUGGAAUGACGACGUCUGCCGGAGGCCCUACCGCUGGGUCUGCGAGGCAGAGCUGGGCAGGCCCACCCAGGAGCCUCCGCUCCCCUAAUUUAUUUCCUCGAUGCCUUCACCUGUUGAAGGCUCCUCACUUUGGGAUCCUCCUAUCUGGGGCUUCCUGCACAUUCUUGGGGCUUUUCAUCUGGGCUGUAGGGGAGGGGAGAGGAUGGUGACCGAGGAAUGCAGAGGAUGCUCGGAAGGGCGGGGAGAUUGAGGGCUAUGCCACUCUCUACGGUUUGCAGGUUACUGUCAACUUUUUUUUUUUUUGAGUAAAAAGAGAAAUAUA
Myotis davidii is the source of this 712-nucleotide messenger RNA. Its product is annotated as asialoglycoprotein receptor 1. Gene Ontology annotation, molecular function: signaling receptor activity. The coding region runs from base 215 to 478 and encodes 87 amino acids. The transcript has 4 exons. Lineage: Eukaryota; Metazoa; Chordata; Mammalia; Chiroptera; Vespertilionidae. The record is from RefSeq and is a predicted model, not a curated record.